This is a messenger RNA of Austrofundulus limnaeus, 1028 nucleotides long. RefSeq lists its product as uncharacterized. Lineage: Eukaryota; Metazoa; Chordata; Actinopteri; Cyprinodontiformes; Rivulidae. The record is from RefSeq and is a predicted model, not a curated record. The coding region runs from base 62 to 478 and encodes 138 amino acids. The transcript is spliced from 4 exons.
GGAACUGGAAAGUUAUCAUCGACAGCCUCUCAGUACAGAAGAAACUCACCAGAACAGAGCAAUGAAGCCUUUUAUCGUGACUCUUUGCCUCCUUUGUUCAGUAACCCUGUGUGGAUCACAGAGUGGAUCUACUCCUACUCCUAGUACUACUACCACGCCUGCAUCAAGUGUCAGUAGUUCAACAUCGAGUUCCACCRGAACAACUGUGGCACCUGGUACUACYGYUUCAGGAGCUACAAGUGCAACCGCUUCAGGAGCUACAGGUGUUACCGCUUCAGGAGCUACAGGUGCGACCGCUUCAGGAGCUACAGSUGUUUCUGGACCCUCUACAGCCCAGACUGCUCAGCCCACCGCAGAACCUUCAACAGGAGGUCUUUCAGGAGGAGCUAUAGCCGGCAUUGUUAUUGGUUCGAUCGCUGGGGCUGGUCUGCUGGGCGGUGGUAUCUACGGUCUGCUGAAAUACACCAACAAGAUCUGAGAGCAGCUCUCACCAAUUCAGGACUUAAAAUAYACAACAUUUCAAGCUGAAACAGAACCCGACCCAACGUCAGACCUGAUCCUGGACCGGCCAAAUGGACCCUGAAGUGUUUUUGUCUGAAAGGCUCAGCUCUGAAUAAAUUUGGUGUCUUUGCUGAUGACGUCCUGGGCCAAAAGGAAAAAAAAAAAAAAAAAAAAAAAAAAACUCAACUGUAUGAUGAUGAUGAUGAUGAUGAUGAUUGGUCUGACUGGAAAUUGAGAUAAUUUUAAGUUGAUCGUCACCUUUUUUUAUAUGUCGAAUACGUUUAAUAUUUCUAUUUGCUGCCAGAGAUUUGACGGUUUAGGAAGUCCUGUUUUGGAAAUAUGAAUCUCUCAUCAUGUAUUGGGUCAAAAUGACCAAAAUUUUUCACAUUUUCUUUCUAAAGAUGCUCCAUGUGUCAAAUGUCAGAAUUUACAGAAAAAAACUAUUUUUUACAACCAUUCACUCACGACAAUAGACAAAUAUUGAAUUAUAUUUCAUGUGUUAAAUAAAUAAAAUUGGCCAAUUUCAA